AUGUACAGCUCUCCCUCUUGCGAUGAAGUUGCUGCUUUGAUUGUUGGAGAUUUUGAUUCGUCGGACCAUGGUCGUGACAUUAUUGUUCGAUCUACUGGUGGUCGGUUGCAACGUAUAUAUGAAACUCAUGUUCUGUAUUGGCCCUUACAGUAUCCUCUGUUGUUUCCAUAUGGCGAGAAUGGUUAUCAGCUGAACAUUGGUUAUCGUGGUCAACAGCUUGGAUAUGUUCCUGGAAGGAGAACAAGAGUUUCCCUCAGGGAAUUCAUAUGUUUUCGUCUCCAGAUUAGGGAGCAUGAAGAUGGAAUUAUUCACAAGUGUAGGCGGUUGUUUCAACAAUCUGUUGUUGAUUGUUUCACCAUGAUUGAAUCUCAGAGGUUGUAUGAGAUUAGAAUGAAGCAAAGUACAAUUAGAGGAGAAGUCCUUCAAGGAAUAGAGGAGGCUAUGCGUCGUGGCGAUGACGAGGCUUCUUCAAUUGGGACACGAAUCAUUUUGCCUUCCUCCUUCACUGGUGGUAGACGUUAUAUGUUUAACCGUUGUCAGGAUGCCAUGCGGUUCACGGAGCGAGAGCGAAUUCCGAUCGCUGAUCGUCCUGAUAUCUCUUGUCGUGUCUUUCAUGCCAAGUUGAAGUGCCUCCUUAGUGAUCUCAAGGAAGGUGUGUUUUUUGGUCCACUUAAUGCAGGUAUGUAUACUAUUGAGUUCCAAAAAAGAGGUCUACCACAUGCACACAUGUUACUCUGGCUUAACGGGGAAAGCAACUUACAAAGUGUUGAAAUUGUUAAUGAAUUCAUAUGUGCCGAGCUACCCAAUCCCCAGAAAUUUCCAUCUCUUUAUAAUGUCGUCACCAAGUACAUGAUCCAUGGUCUCUGUGGUCGACUUAGACCGAGUUCUCCUUGCAUGAAAGAUGGUAAGUGUUCAAAAUUUUAUCCGAAAAGAUUCGUUGACCAAACGAGCUUUGAUGAAGAUGGCUAUCCAAUAUAUAGACGUCGUAAUAUGGGUGUCACAGUGAAGAUCAAUGAUGUUGAUAUCGACAAUAGAUUUGUUGUGCCAUAUAAUCCACUGUUGUUAAUGAAAUAUCAAGCUCACAUAAAUCUCGAGUUCUGUAACAAGUCAAACGUCAUCAAGUAUCUAUUUAAGUAUGUUAACAAGGGUCCGGAUCGGGUGACCGCAACUGUUGGAGAAAGAUAUGAUGUUGGUGAAUCUUCUCAGGUGGUUGAUGAGAUCAAACAGUAUUACGAUUGUCGUUAUUUGUCACCGUCUGAAUCCAUGUGGAGAAUUUUUGCUUACGAUAUUCAUCAAAGAUGGCCGUCGGUACAGAGGUUGACUUUUCACUUGCCCAACCAGCAACAUGUUGUAUUCGAUGAUGCUGAUAUCACUACUCAUAUUUACUUGCGCAACAAAGAUUUGCUGACGAUGUUUACAAGUUGGAUGAUGGCCAACAGGCGGUUCUCGGAGGGGCGGUCUCUAACAUAUGUUGAAUAUCCAGGCAAAUUUGUCUAUUGUUUGAGGAUCAGGGAGUGGAAGCCAAGACAGAGGGGAUUCUCAAUUGGAAGAUUGAGUUUUGCUCAUCCCUCAUCUGGUAAACUUUUCUACAUGCGGAUGCUUUUGAAUGUGCAGAGAGGUUGUACCAGCUUUCGAAGUAUAAGAACCGUGAAUGGUGUUACUUAUGAUACAUUUCAAGAGGCAUGUUCUGCCAUGGGAUUCUUGAUAGAUGAUAAGGAGUAUGUUUCUGCUAUUAAGGAAGUCGCCGAGUUAGCGUCAGCUGCACAGCUAACGAGGCUUUUUGUGAUGUUGCUGUUAUCUGGUUCCAUGGGAAGACCUCUGUCAGUUUGGGAGCAAACUUAG
Arachis stenosperma is the source of this 1842-nucleotide messenger RNA. RefSeq lists its product as uncharacterized. Lineage: Eukaryota; Viridiplantae; Streptophyta; Magnoliopsida; Fabales; Fabaceae. Bases 1 to 1842 code for a protein of 613 amino acids. The transcript has 3 exons. The record is from RefSeq and is a predicted model, not a curated record.